AUGGUGCCCAGGAGAAGCUGCCAUGUCCAAUGUCUCCAGUUCUUCUACCAUCACCAUGGAGAUGAAACAGAUCAGCUCAACGUCUGGAUCAGGGAGUUCGACAAUGUCACUGAUGCAGGGACACGAAGACUCAUGGGACGGAUUUCAGGAUCCCCAGUUGAUUACUGGCAGCUCCACCAUGUUAACCUGAACGCCUCCAAGACCUUCCAGGUGGAGUUUGAGGGCCUCAGGGGAUCAGGGUCUUCAAGAGGGGGUUUCUCUGUGGAUGACAUCAACCUCUCAGAGACCGUGUGUCCCCAUCACACAUGGCAGAUACGAAACUUCAGCAAGGCGCUUAAAAACAGCGCUCAAACCCCUUUCCUCUACAGUCCCAAAUACUACUCCAUUGAUGGCUACAGGUUCCAAAUUAUGCUGAAGAUGGCAAAGGACCACUUUGGUGCCUUUGUCCGUCUGGUUUCUGGCUCCAAUGAUGACAAGCUGCAGUGGCCUUGUCCUUGGAGGCAGGUGACCAUCGAGGCACUUGACCAGAACUCCCACCUCCAGCACCGCAUGUCUGCUCAGAUCAGCAUGACCACAGACCCAACGCAGAUGGGACAGAAUGCGUCUAUCUGGGGGAACCCGCGUCAUGUGGGAGUUUUGGACGAGAGCUCAGAGGGUGACUAUGUUACAGACGGUUGGGGCUACAAGCUCUUCAUGACCCAUAAGGAGAUGAGGUCUAGAGAGUUCCUUAAGGGAGAGGAUAUGUUCUUCCUCAUAUCAAUGCAAGACAUCUCGUCGCUGGCUCAGGGGAACGCUCUUCCAUGUCCCAACUAUGCUGCUGCAGAUACGCAUCAAGAGUCACCAGAUGCAUAACCAGAGCUGCUUCAGCAGGCUACAGCUCACACUUCAGUGCAGUUUUGGACUGAUGAUAGCAC
Molecule: messenger RNA, 914 nt
Organism: Engraulis encrasicolus (European anchovy)
Lineage: Eukaryota; Metazoa; Chordata; Actinopteri; Clupeiformes; Engraulidae
Product: meprin A subunit beta-like
Exons: 4
Coding region: 1-852 (283 amino acids)
Cellular component (GO): membrane
Molecular function (GO): protein binding
Source: RefSeq, a predicted model, not a curated record